This is a messenger RNA of Zingiber officinale, 1768 nucleotides long. Its product is annotated as serine carboxypeptidase-like 27. The transcript is spliced from 9 exons. The record is from RefSeq and is a predicted model, not a curated record. NCBI's taxonomy places the organism in Eukaryota, Viridiplantae, Streptophyta, Magnoliopsida, Zingiberales, Zingiberaceae. Gene Ontology annotation, biological process: proteolysis. The coding region runs from base 104 to 1507 and encodes 467 amino acids. Gene Ontology annotation, cellular component: vacuole. Gene Ontology annotation, molecular function: serine-type carboxypeptidase activity.
UCCAUUCGCCAACCAUUCCUCGAUUUCCUUCUUCUCUCCCUUCUCCGUUGACAGUCAGUACUCUCUCUCUCUUUCUCUCUGGUACAGGGAGGCAUAAAGGCUAAUGGAGUUCGCCUCCAGGUACUUGUUGCGUCCCUCCCGUAUUUGCUUUCCGCUGCUGCUGCUGCUGGCGGCGGCGGCGGCGGCGGCGGCGGCCGUGGCUGUGCCUCCGGUGGCGCAGCAGGAGCAGGACAGAAUCGGACGCCUGCCCGGCCAGCCUCACGUUGACUUCGCCCAAUACGCCGGCUACGUCACCGUCAACGCCUCCGCUGGCCGCGCUCUCUUCUACUGGCUCGUCGAGGCGCCGGCCUCCGCGCAGCCCGCGCCGCUGGUCCUCUGGCUCAACGGCGGCCCGGGGUGCUCCUCCGUCGCCUACGGCGCCUCCGAGGAGCUAGGCCCCUUCCGGAUCCACUCCGACGGGAUGACGCUUUACCUCAACCCCCACGCCUGGAACAGAGUGGCGAAUGUGCUGUUCUUGGACUCGCCGGCGGGCGUCGGAUUUUCCUACACGAAUACCUCGUCGGAUCUCAUCACCUCCGGCGACCACAGAACAGCCGUGGACGCAUACAAUUUUCUCGUGAAUUGGUUCGAGAGGUUUCCUCAAUAUAAGCAGAGAGAAUUCUACAUCGCCGGAGAGAGUUAUGCAGGGCAUUAUGUUCCUCAACUAUCUCAGCUAGUUUACGAAAAGAACAUCGGAAUCCAGAAUCCUGCAAUCAACUUCAAAGGAUUCUUGGUGGGCAAUGCAGUUACUGAUGAUUACCAUGACUAUGUGGGAACCUUUGAGUACUGGUGGACUCACGGCCUGAUCUCCGACUCGACUUAUAGAAUUCUAAGAAUCCACUGCGAUAACGAAGUUUCUGAACACCCUUCAGGUGCAUGUAUGCAGGCCCUUGAAACAGCCGAUGCUGAAAUGGGGAACAUUGACCCUUAUAGCAUCUACACUCUUCCUUGCAAUGAUACUGGAUCUCUUAGGCGCAACUUAAGAGGCCAUUAUCCUUGGAUGUCCAGAGCAUACGAUCCUUGCACUGAAAGGUACUCGAAGAUGUACUACAACCAUCCUGAGGUCCAAAAGGCACUUCAUGCCAACACAACAGGAAUACCAUACCUUUGGGACACAUGCAGUGACACUGUAGGAAACAACUGGGGAGAUGCACCUAAAUCCAUGCUUCCUAUUUAUCAGGAACUCAUUUCAGCUGGCUUAAAGAUAUGGGUUUUCAGUGGAGAUACAGAUUCUGUGGUUCCGUUGACCGCGACAAGAUACUCCAUUGAUGCCCUCAAAUUGAAGACUGUUAAGAAUUGGUACCCUUGGUAUGACCAUGGAAAGGUUGGAGGAUGGAGUCAAAUCUAUGGAGGACUGACCUUGGUGACAGUAACCGGAGCCGGACAUGAGGUUCCUCUUCAUCGUCCCCGGCAAGCUCUGAUACUCUUCAGGCAUUUCCUGAAAAACAAGCCAAUGCCGGAAAGCUAACCAGAAAAAAAGAAAGAAAGAAAAAUGAAAUAAAAAGAUGAAGCUGAUUCUUAGUGCAUAAGGUUCUUCUCCUCACAAAGCUUCAUAUAUAUAUAUAUAAUUGAUUAUAUAUAUAAUUGUUGUUAUUUUCAAAUUUUUUUCGCAGUCAGUAUAGUGUGUAACAUGUAAUUCAAGGCUGCCUUGAAUAAAUAGGAUGCUGAUAAACAGAUGGAUUUCUGCAUUUAUAAUUCAUGGAAAUAAAUUAGCAAUUGUCAUUGAUCA